UUGAGCGAACUCUGUCGGAGAAACAUAGAAAUAUAUUCUUUACUCUUACAAAUCUUCUCAAAAUCAGAUUUAACUAUGCUUAGACAUACAUGUAUGACGUAACAGUUUGGCGCAGUUUGCCUAGUGGCCAUUUUGUUUUCAAUCGCACGGCUGACUAAGGUGUCCAUCUAUCCAUUCAGCCUGGUGAGAGAGGCACACAAGCGCAACAAUGGAUUCAAAGCGGCAUGAACGCAGUUCCAAGUCCAAUACAGAUUCACCACCAGCUCCGCCUUCGCCUCCUAUGUAUAGUGCAAGUUAUACAACAUAUGAUGGGUACAAAAAUAGAAUGUCAUCACGUCGUUCACCUUCACCUUCGGACUAUAGAAGCAGUAGAACAUCCCGAAAUGAUUCGCCACAGGACAGGCGUAGGAGAAGACGCAGUACUUCAAAAUCUCCACCAAGUAGAUCACAUAGACGAUCUCGUUCUCCUGAUAGAGAUAAAGAUCGAGAUAGAGAUAGAGAUCGAUCACGAAAAUAUUCUAGAAGAGAUAGAUCAAGAUCUAGAUCAAGAGGAAGAUCACGUUCUAGAGAUAGGAGACGUAGUCGUAGUCGUAAUAGAAGUAAAGAUAGACAUAGAGGCAGAGAAAGCCGUAGAUAUCAUAGAGCACCAUCAUAUGAAUCGGAUAUUGCUGAAGAUAAUACAGAAACAACUAUAUCUCAUCCUGUUGUUCCUCCACAAUCUAAUGCUUUUAAAAAUGAUGGUAGCUUUAUGGAAAUGUUUAAAAAAAUGCAGGAACAAAUGCAACCUGCACAAAAACCAAUGACUUCUGUUUUGGAAGAGAAGACUGUUAUUCCUCCACCUUUAAUGGUAGGAAAGAGGCGAGGAGGCAGAAUUUUAAAAACUGGAAUGGUUGCUAAGCCAAAGACUGAACAAACUGUUGAACAACCUAAGGAUGCCUGGUCACUCUAUAUGGCUGAAGUGAAAAAAUACAGAGAAGUUUGUUGUCAGGAAGAAGACAACACAAGACCAUUGGUUAAAUAGCUGAUUUUAGUUCUAUUUCCUAUUUUGUUACUUUGUUUUAUCUACAAUGAAUGUGCUUUCAAAAGAUGCUGUGUUUUUUUAAUUAAAUUAUGGUUGCAUUUAAAUAUAGAAGAACAGCUAUCAACCAAGUUUAAAUAAGACAUCUACUUAUACUAAAAUUAUUUAAGUUUGAGAAAGCUUUGAAGUACAUCUAUUCAUUAUUUAACAAAAAAAAUCUCUGUAAAAACAUAUACAAGCAAAAUUUUUUCUUUUUUUCAAUUAUUAGAUAGAAUGUACAGUAUAUAUUAAUGAGAAAUUAUAGAUAUAUAUAUAUAGUAUCAAAUUAUUAAAUAUUUCAACUUAAAAAAUAUUAUUAAUAUAAUAUGGACUGCAAGUGAAGAAGUAAUUAAUGUUUGUGAUAGUGUAUUAAGUGAUGCAAGAGACAAAAGGACUAGAGCGAGAGACAAACAUGUAAAGAGUUUGCCUUGUGGGAAAAAGGGAGGGUGACUGUUUGUAGCGCUUUCAAUAAAUAUAAUAGAUUAAAUAACUUGUAACUUGUUAAGCAGCAUCAAUAUGGUUAAAUAUACAGAACUUGGAAAUGCGACAUCAAUAACUCCCUCCAUCGAAUUGAAACCAAACACAGCACCAUAUGAUCCAAGAUUUCCAAAUCAAAACCAGACAAGGUAAACAAAGAACAAAUUGAUAUUAUAUUUCAAUAUUUAUAAACAUUCAAUACUAUGUUAUUUAUUUCUGUUUAUUUUAAAUGCAGAUAUUGUUAUACUAGUUUUUUGGAUUUUCACCGUUGCAAAAAACGACAUAAUGAAGAGUAUGAAGCAUGUCAAUAUUUCAAAAAAGUAUAUAAUGCAAUGUGCCCAAAUGCUUGGAUAGAAAAAUGGCAUGAACAGAUUGAAAACGGAGUGUUUCCAGGAAAUAUAUAAUACAAGAGGCAUCAAAUUAUAACUGCCUCUAUAGUGAUAUUGUUUACAUAAUAACAGGAUUUUACAAUUUUAAAAUAUCAAAUAAUUCCUGUUUGUAAAAUAAUAUUUAAUAAAUUGAUCAUAGUUUAA
Molecule: messenger RNA, 2067 nt
Organism: Apis cerana (Asiatic honeybee)
Lineage: Eukaryota; Metazoa; Arthropoda; Insecta; Hymenoptera; Apidae
Product: cytochrome c oxidase subunit 6B2
Cellular component (GO): mitochondrion; respiratory chain complex IV
Molecular function (GO): 3'-5' exonuclease activity; 5'-3' exonuclease activity
Source: RefSeq, a predicted model, not a curated record